AAUAAUACGAAAAAGGCAUUGAAAAUAAAGGGAUUGGAGUUUGUAUAGCAUUUUAAAUAAAUUGAUCAAUGCUAUAUUUACAAAUAUAAAUUUUUCUAAGAAAAAAUGCUGAUUGAUUAAUAUGAAAAUUGAAUAUAUAAUUAUUUCACUUUACCACUCCCUAUAUUUUAGCUCUUAAGAUCGUUUUAUAUACCGCUAGUAAGUGCGGAAAAAUCAUAUACAUAUAAUCGUAGCACGUUAUAAAACAUGCAAAAAGGUUUUCUCAAUAUGCAAGAAAAAAAUAUUUUACAUGGACCGCCAUUGCCCGAUUUGGAAUUCAAGAAUGUAACAUUAGGACAAUUGAUAUUAAAUCAAUUAAGUAUUCGUGGUUCUUGGGUAGCACAGAUAAAUGCUUAUACAGAAAAGUCACAAACUUUCAAAGAUAUUUUAGACAUUAGUCGGAAAUUGGCAAUUGCCUUUAAUAAAGAAGGACUAAAAAAGGAUGAUCGAAUAGCUAUAUGUAGUGAAAACAAUCUAGAAUAUUGUCCAGUUGUAUGUGCUGCAUUUUACUUAGGUGUUACUGUCUGCCCGUUAAAUCCACUUUAUACAGAAAGAGAAUUAAAACAUGCAUUAAAUAUAUCAAAACCAAAAUACAUUUUUGUAUCAGCAAUCGGAGCAAAGAACAUAUACAAGGUUAUUCCUCAGCUAUUCUGGUUACCAAAGCUUAUAAUGUUAACAGAAGCCAUAGAUAGUAAAUUACCAAGUAUUAAAACUCUAACGUCAAACAUAAUCGUUGAUAACAACUUCCACGCCUGUUCUGUAGAUGUUAAUGAUCACGUGACAGUUAUUUCAUGCUCUAGUGGCACUACAGGAUUGCCAAAAGGAGUAAUGUUAACAGACAAAAACUUUUUGUCUGUGAUAAAAAAUCUAGCAGUUGCAUCGCCUAAUAUUCUAAAUACAAAUACAACAGGUUUAGCUUUAUUACCAUUCUUCCAUGUGUAUUCCUUUUCCGUGAUGCUGGUAGCACUCGUUUUUGGAAAUAAAAACGUAAUUCUUCCACGUUUUGAAGAGAAACUAUUCUUACAUGCCAUAGAAAAGUACAAAAUCGAACACAUAACUGUUGUGCCGCCACUUAUGGUGUUUUUAGCGAAACAUCCUAUCGUAGAUAAAUAUAAUUUAUCUAGCAUUAAAGAGAUUUGGUGUGGUGCAGCACCUUUAUCUGAGGAAAUUGCAAAGAUGGUUGUAAAGAGAUUAAAUAUGCCAAUAAUAAAACAAGGAUAUGGAUUAACAGAAACUACUUUGGCAGUGAUGAAUUCACCUGAUAAUAAUACGAAAUAUACAAGUGUAGGAACGUUAGUUCCAGGUGUAUCAGCUAAAGUAAUACCAAUUGACGGAGAUGAAUCAAGUAAACCCCUAGGACCAAACAAUGUAGGAGAAUUAUGUUUCAAAGGAGAUAUAAUAAUGAAAGGCUACUGCGAUAAUGAACAAGCUACCGCGGCAACAAUCGAUAAAGAUGGUUGGUUGCAUUCAGGAGAUGUAGGAUAUUACGAUGAACAGGGCUAUUUCUAUAUAGUAGAUCGUAUGAAAGAACUUAUUAAAUACAAGGGAUUUCAAGUUCCACCGGCUGAAUUAGAAGCAAUAUUAUUAACCUGCUCUGAAAUUAAAGACGCGGCGGUUAUUGGACUACCGCAUGAAGAAGCAGGCGAGCUACCGGUUGCUUUUGUUGUUAAGCAAGAAGGAUCUAAUAUAACAGCAGAAGAUAUUAUUAAAUUCGUAAAUGAACGUGUAUCAAGCCAUAAACGACUUCGAGGUGGUGUUAAAUUUAUUGAAAAUAUUCCACGAACUGCAUCGGGGAAAAUCCUACGACGAAUCCUGCACGAUACACUCAAAUCAAAAUUGUAAAAAAUUUACAACAAAAAGGAAUGAAACAUUUCCAAUUUAAAUAUAUUCUUCCUUUAUAUUUA
Molecule: messenger RNA, 1943 nt
Organism: Bombus pascuorum
Lineage: Eukaryota; Metazoa; Arthropoda; Insecta; Hymenoptera; Apidae
Product: luciferin 4-monooxygenase
Exons: 6
Coding region: 247-1881 (544 amino acids)
Biological process (GO): long-chain fatty acid metabolic process; fatty-acyl-CoA biosynthetic process
Molecular function (GO): long-chain fatty acid-CoA ligase activity
Source: RefSeq, a predicted model, not a curated record